Molecule: messenger RNA, 2094 nt
Organism: Ixodes scapularis (black-legged tick)
Lineage: Eukaryota; Metazoa; Arthropoda; Arachnida; Ixodida; Ixodidae
Product: myosin-6
Exons: 4
Coding region: 269-1372 (367 amino acids)
Cellular component (GO): kinetochore; Ndc80 complex
Source: RefSeq, a predicted model, not a curated record
CAGUCACCGUCGUGUCGUCGUCGUCAUGACCGCGAAAAUGGAACGAGCUGCGGAUAGCCACGAACGCCUUGCAGCCUUGCUAAGUGAAAUGCUCAACGACAAGGUGACCCGACGAGAAGUUGAAGCCCCGACGAGCGAAUUUAUGACGAAAGUCUUCUACGGCGUCUUCAAGGAGGCGGGCCUGAACAAGACCGCCUUCGAAAUGCCCCAAUUCCUUGUGCCGGCACACGUGAGCAGCUUCGUGCCAACAUAACACCUCAACAAACUGAUGCAGGUGGUCUUUACGAAGCUGGGCGUCCCCAACUUCGGCCUAUCCGACAUUAGCGAGCCGGUGCCGAAGCGCAGUCGUAGGCUGCUCUCGAUACUCUGCAACUUCUGGGUGCGACUGGGUCGGCAGUGGAACAUGUGGUCAGACAUCGAGGUGGGCCUCGCCGCCGCGAAAACUGACCGCGAAGCCAAAAGAGCCGAGCUGGACGCGGUCAAGGCCAAGGUCAACCAGCUGUCCCAGCAUCCCGGCAUCAACCCGGAGAGGCUGGCGGCAGCGCAAGGGGAGCUCGCGGCCGAAAACAAGGCGCUGGCGACCAAGGAGCCAAAGCAGGCGGUUGUGAUGAACGACUACAAGAACUUAAAAAUUGCCAAAUGCCAGGUGACCGAGCAGCUGAAGAAGAGUGAGGUGGAGGUCCUCGACCUGAAGUCUGCAGUGCACGACGUCCGAGCCAGAAUCUGCCGUUCGCUGGAGCGGCAGCGACGGUGCUUGGCUGAGGAAGUGGAGACAGCGUCCCAGCUGCAGGAGGAGCGUCGUCAUCUGCAAGCCAGGGUAGAGGAGUUGCGCCGCAAGAUGCAGAAGGCUCCGAGAGACCGAGAGGCCUUGACCAAACUCAAGACCCAGCUGCUCUCCAGCCUGGCCGUUGCGCAGCGGCUGGAGUCGUUGGUGCAGGACAAGGACAAAGCGUCCGCGCGCAGGAAGAGUGCGAAGGACAAAUACCACCGCCUGCUAAAGGAGAGGGAGGCAGAGGCCGAAAAGAAGAGCAAGCUGGACGGCCAGACGGCGUUCCAGCACCAGGCCAUGCAGUCCAUGCUCAGUUUCAAGAAGGAGCAGUUGGCCCAAGCGAAGCAGUGCCUCGAGGAGCUCAGUCUCGAGCGCCAAGAGCUGGUCUGCUAUAAGGAUUCCGAGGUGGCAGGCUUGGAUGCUGAAAUCCGUCAAGUCCAGGACGAAGCGAAAAAGGUUCGGCAGUCCUUGGCGGACAAAGUGGCCGAGACACGACUGAACUCCCAGCGGGUCUUUGCGAGACACGAGGCCAUGCUCACAAUGGCCGAGAAGGUGUUCUUUCCUGAGGAAAGAACCCUCCAAAGAUGCGGAGUGUGCAUCUAAUCUGUAAUGACCGUGUCCGCACCUUUUUUUUUUUUUGCUUUGUAUUUUUUUAAAUGAAAAGUCUUGGUGUUCGUCAUUUAUGUAGUCUUUCUAACACAAGUCGAGUCUCCUGGCACGCUUCGCCUGAGCGGGCUCGCUCCUAUGCGGCAGUGCCACCUUGGUUGGCACUGGCCCAUUGAGGAGGUUUUGAGAGCAAUGGGGAAAUUCACUCUUGUUUCGUGCUUAUCAAGGGCAGUAUGACACAAAAGCGAAAUUCUUCCUUGCUCUCAAGACCCUCGCAGCUAGCCUGCGCUGAUGAUAGCGGAGUUGCCACAUGGAAGCGAGCCCACUUCGGCCACACAUGCCGUGGGCUCUGGACUUUUGAAAAAGACUACCUUUGCCUGUACCUUUGCUCGCUUUGGUUCAGUGAAACUUCACAAUCUGAAAGCUAUGGCCACAGCAAGCCACUAGUGUUGUAUUGCAGCAUGCGACGAUGGAUUUGUGGAGUGCCUUCUGGUGGAGCGCUCUAUGCCAACAGUUCUGAAACUUGUAAUUUUUUUAAGCAUGUUCGCAUUGCUGAGUCUGCCUUCUGAACAGAAUGCAGUGCAUUAAUAGAUAUUUAACACAAAGGUUGCAUGGUGUGAGAACAUUUUACUAGGCAUAAUGCAAGUUUUUAUCGUUGUGAAAACUCACUGCCUUGCUCUGCAAUUGCCCAGUACAAGUAGGUGUUUACACAAAAAGCU